AUGAUAGAGACGACUCUUGUUUACGCAAUCGGGUUUGGUGCUUUUUUCGCAGUGCUGAUUCUUCGUCGUCCCCUUCACCGCUUUGUAGAACUUGUUUGUCCGCUACUUUUAGAGCUUGCGCAUCAUCGGCCGGUAUCUAGCAUCGUCAAGCAUGCAUCUAGAUUGGUAGCACAACGGCUUUGUUAUCCAACUGUACUGCGUCGAGGCAAGUAUACGGAUCGCUGGAGCCGCAAGAAUGCAAUGUUAGUGUUUGCAUAUGUAGCGGCAAAUGUAGCUUGUGUUUUGGUUCCACUUCCCGGAGUCGAUCAAGUUGUCCGUCGGUUAGGAACUCUCUCGGUCGUCAACAUGCUAUUUCUUUUUGCUGGCCCACACCUGAGCUUCCUUGCUGAUAUCCUUGGACUAUCGGUAAACUCAUGCAGACGCCUUCACGGCUGUGCAGGAGCUGUAGCUUUUUUGUUGGCAGUUUCUCACUCCGUCGCGGGGGCAAUUGCUAAAGGAUCAAUUGUGUUGUCAAAACCACAAGACCUGUUUGCCCUUACGGUAGGGCACCUUCAGCCCACUCCAUUAAUGCGCUAA
Messenger RNA from Pochonia chlamydosporia 170, 576 nucleotides. RefSeq lists its product as hypothetical. The transcript has a single exon. Lineage: Eukaryota; Fungi; Ascomycota; Sordariomycetes; Hypocreales; Clavicipitaceae. The coding region runs from base 1 to 576 and encodes 191 amino acids. The record is from RefSeq and is a predicted model, not a curated record.